Molecule: messenger RNA, 4078 nt
Organism: Chroicocephalus ridibundus (black-headed gull)
Lineage: Eukaryota; Metazoa; Chordata; Aves; Charadriiformes; Laridae
Gene: ZNF668
Product: zinc finger protein 668
Exons: 2
Coding region: 71-3958 (1295 amino acids)
Biological process (GO): regulation of transcription by RNA polymerase II
Cellular component (GO): nucleus
Molecular function (GO): DNA-binding transcription factor activity, RNA polymerase II-specific; RNA polymerase II transcription regulatory region sequence-specific DNA binding
Source: RefSeq, a predicted model, not a curated record
CCCCGCCCCUCCCGCUUCCGCCCCGCCCUCCCCGCGGUCCUAGCGCCCACCGGAGCCCCCCCAGGGGGCCAUGGAGGAGCAGCAGGGACCCGCGGGUGGGGACGUCGGUGGUGGCACCCACGGGGACAUCCAUGGUGGCACCCACGGGGACGUCGGUGGUGGCACCCGUGGAGAUAGCGGUGGUAGAACCCAUGGGGACGUCGGUGGUGGCACCCACGGGGGUGUCCAUGGGGGAACUCAUGGAGAUACCGGUGGUAGAACCCAUGGGGACGUCGGUGGUGGCACCCACGGGGACGUCGGUGGUGGCACCCGUGGAGAUAUCAGUGGUAGAACCCAUGGGGACGUCGGUGGUGGCACCCACGGGGACGUCCGUGGUGGCACCCGUGGAGAUAGCGGUGGUAGAACCCAUGGGGACGUCAGUGGUGGCACCCGUGGGGGCGUCCAUGGGGGAACUCAUGGAGAUACCAGUGGUAGAACCCAUGGGGAUGUCGCUGGUGGCACCCACGGGGACAUCCAUGGUAGCACCCGUGGGGACAUGGGUGGUGGCACCCAUAGGGACAGAAGUGGUGGCACCCGUGGAGAUAUCAGUGGUAGAACCCAUGGGGAUGUCGCUGGUGGCACCCAUGGAGACAUGGGUGGUGGCACCCAUAGGGACAGAAGUGGUGGCACCCGUGGAGAUAUCAGUGGUAGAACCCAUGGGGAUGUCGCUGGUGGCACCCAUGGAGACGUAGGUGGUGGCACCCAUGGGGACGUCAGUGGUGGCACCCAUGGGGACAUCCAUGGUAGAACCCAUGGGGACAUCCAUGGGGACGCCCGUGGCCGUGAUGGGACUCACGGGGACCUCCAAUGUGACACCCCUGGCCAUGGGGACCUCCAAGACGACACCCUUGGUGACGCCCCCGAGGACAUGGGCAUUGACACCCCCAGGGACGUCCCAGGUGACUCCCUUGGGGACCUCCAAGGUGGCACCCACCAGGACCUCCAGGACGCCUCCCGUGGGGACCUCGGUGAUGCCACCCCCGGGGAUGGCCUUGCCCUGCCCGCCUCCACCACCUCGGGGAGCCGCCACAAGUGUCCCCCCCGCGCCACCACCGGCCCCACCCCGGCCCCACCCACCGCCCCUGGAGGUGGUGGCCCCAGGUCCAGAGGUGCCACCAGCGCCAUGGAUGUGACCGCCACCUCCGGAGGUGCCACCACCAGGUCCAGAAGCGCCACCACCACCAGGUCCAGAGGUGCCACCGCCACGACGGCUGCACCCACCACCUCCAGAGGUGCCACCGCCACCAGGUCCAGAGGUGCCACCGCCAUGUCCGGAGGUGCCACCGCCACCAGGUCCAGAGGUGCCACCACCACCAGGUCCAGAGGUGCCACCACCGCCGCGUCUGGAGGCACUGCCACCACGACAGAUGCAUCCAAAGCAUCCGGAGAUGCCACCACCCUGGUGGACACGUCCAAACCAUCUCGAGGUGCCACCGCCAAGUCCGGAGGUGCCACCGCCACCAGGUCCAGAGGUGCCACCACCACUAGGUCUAGAGGUGCCACCACCACCACGUCUGGAGGCACUGCCACCACGACAGAUGCGUCCAAAGCAUCAGGAGAUGCCACCACCACGGUGGACACAUCCAAACCAGCUGGAGGUGCCACCAGCACUCGGUCCAGAGGUGCCACCACCACCAGGUCCAGAGGUGCCACCACCACGAGAGCUGCAUCCAAAGCAUCUGGAGAUGCCACCGCUACGAUAACCGUGUCCAAAGGACCUGGAGGUUCCACCGCCACCGUCCCUGGCAGUGCCACCACCACCACCAUGGACGCAUCCGAAGCACCCGGAGAUGCCACCACCGCCACCACCAUGGACGCAUCCGAAGCACCCGGAGAUGCCACCACCACCACCAUGGACACAUCCGAAGCACCUGGAGAUGCUGCCACCACCACCACAUCCGCAUCCAAAGCACCCGGAGAUGCCACCACCACCACAUCUGCAUCCAAAGCACCCGGAGAUGCCACCAGAGCCGCAUCCAAAGCACUUGGAGAUGCCACCACCGCCGCCACGGACGCCCCCUGCUCCGCCUGCCCCCGCCCCGCUCCCCCUUUCCCCUGCGCCGCCUGCCCCAAGUCCUACGGCACCCUCUCCAAGCUGACCAUCCACCAACGCGCCCACACGGGCGAACGUCCCUUUUCCUGCCCGGAUUGUCCCAAAUCUUUCGCCGACCCUUCCGUUUACCGCAAACACCGGCGGGGCCACGACGGGCUGCGGCCCCACCGUUGCGCCGCCUGCCCCAAAGCCUACGCCGAGCGCAAGGACCUGCGUAACCACCAACGCAGCCACACGGGCGAGCGGCCCUUCCUCUGCGCCGAGUGCGGCAAGAGCUUCGGCCGCUCCUCCUCCCUCGCGUGCCACCAGCGCAUCCACGCUCCCCGCAAACCCUACGCCUGCGGCACCUGCGGGAAGUCCUUCACCCAACUCUCCUCUUUCCAAAGCCACCAACGCGUCCACACCGGGGAACGGCCCUACCUCUGCCCGCAGUGCGGGAGGAUGUUCUCCGACCCUUCCAGCUACCGCCGUCACCAACGCGCCCACCAGGGCCUCAAACCUUACAGCUGCGGCGAGUGCGGCAAAGCUUUCCGGCAGCCGGCGGAUCUGGCGGUGCAUCGGCGGACCCACACCGGGGAACGGCCCUGGCGGUGCGGCGAGUGCGGCAAAGCUUUCGUGGCUUCCUGGGACCUCAAGCGACACCGGUUGACCCACACCGGGGAGAGGCCCUGGCGGUGCGGGGAGUGCGGGAAGGGGUUUUGGGAGAGGGCGGCGCUGGGCAAGCACCGGCGGACCCACUCCGGCGAGAGGCCCUACGCCUGCGGGCGCUGCGGGAAGGGCUUCGGCGGGGCCUCGGGGCUGCGCAAGCACGAGAGGACGCACGGGAAGAGGGAGGGGGAAGGCGGGGACAACGUGGCCGCCGGCGGUGGCCUCACCGUGGCCGUCGGAGGUGGCCUCAACAUGGCCGCCGGACCCGGCCUCGGUAUUGCCGGAGGUGGUCAGGGCAUGGCCAGCAGACUUGGCCAUGAUUUGGCUGCUGGAGCUGGCCACAAUAUGGCUGCCAGAGCUGGCCAUGGGAUGGUUGGCGGAGCUGGGCAUGACGUGGGUGGUCAGCCUAGCCACAUUAUGGCCACCAGCGUUGGCCAAGGGAUGGCCACCGGCGCUGGGCAUGACGUGGGUGGUCAGCCUGGCCACGGUAUGGCCACCAGCGUUGGCCAAGGGAUGGCCACUGGCGCUGGGCAUGACAUAGGUGGUCAGCCUAGCCACAUUAUGGCCACCAGCGUUGGCCAGGGGAUGGCCACCAGUGCUGGGCAUGACAUGGGUAGUCAACCGGGCCAUGGUAUGGCCACCAGCGCUGGUCACGGCAUGGCCGAUGGCACUGGGCAUGACGUGGGUGGUCAGACUGGCCACAUGAUGGCCAGCAGCGUUGGCUACGGCAUGGCUGUUGGCAUCGGGCACGACAUGGGUGCCCAACCUGGCCACAACCUGGCUGCUGGAGCUGGCCACAAUAUGGCCACUGGACUUGGCCACGACAUGGCCAACCCAGCUGGCCACCAAGCUGGCCAUGAGGUGGCCGCCUCUACUGGCGAGGACGUGGCCGCUGGACUCGGCCACAGCGUGGCCACCAAUUCUGGAGCGGGGGCCGCCGGAACAGCCGUGGGCUGCGGAGGCCCCAACAUGGCGGCCCCCAUUGGCCAACCCAACAUGGCGGCCCCCAUUGGGGAACCCAACAUGGCGGCCCCCGUGGGAGCCGCGGGGGUGUGCCUGGGCACGGGGGGCGUGGCUUUAGCGGGCCCCGCCCCUCCGGAGCCCCGCCCCUUCGCCUGCCCCCUUUGCCCCAAGCGUUUUGGGGCGAGGGCGGGGCUCCGCAAGCACGAGCGCCGCCACGGCCCCGCCCCCUGCCCGCAGGCCCCGCCCACGCCGUGACCACGCCCCCCCUUUGCCGCCGAGGGGGCGGGUUAAUCGAGGGAGCGGAACCAAUCGAGGGGCGGCUCUUCCCUGUGGCCCCGCCCCUUUUGGGUGUUAAUGGCAAAUAAAAGGCCGAGU